AUGUGGCGAAUCUCCGUCUCAGUUUUCAUCAUCUCGUGUCUCGCCGUUUCUUUCCUCGCCGUCUCUUCUUUCGCCUAUUCGGAGGCGACAUGUUCCGGGAUAGUCCCAUUACGGUACCGGUACGAUAAGAUCUCGAUAACUGACUUCGGCGGCGUCGGUGACGGGAGGACGGUGAAUACGAAGGCGUUCAGGGCGGCGAUUUACCGGAUUCAGCACCUGAGGAGAAGAGGAGGCACGCUUCUGUAUAUACCUCCGGGAGUGUUUUUGACGGAGAGCUUCAAUCUCACCAGCCAUAUGACUCUCUACUUGGCUAGAGGCGCUGUCAUUAGAGCUGUUCAGGAUACAUGGAACUGGCCAUUGGUUGACCCUUUACCAUCUUAUGGAAGAGGAAGGGAAUUACCAGGAGGUCGGUAUAUAAGCUUUAUUCAUGGUGAUGGGCUUCGUGAUGUAGUCAUCACCGGACAAAACGGGACAAUAGAUGGUCAAGGAGAAGUAUGGUGGAACAUGUGGCGCAGCAGAACGCUAAAGUUCACUAGACCGAACCUAAUCGAGCUCAAGAACUCAAAGGAGAUCAUAAUCUCAAACGUCAUUUUCCAAAACUCACCUUUCUGGAACAUUCAUCCAGUCUAUUGCAGCGACGUUGUCAUCCAUCACGUUACCAUCUUAGCUCCACAAGAUUCCCCCAACACCGAUGGAAUCGAUCCAGAUUCGAGCUUCAACGUCUGCAUAGAAGACUCGUACAUCUCAACCGGAGACGACCUCGUCGCCAUCAAAAGCGGUUGGGACCAGUACGGAAUCGCUUUCGGACGUCCAAGCUCAAACAUAACCAUCCGACGCGUCACAGGAUCGUCCCCGUUCGCAGGCAUCGCGAUAGGAAGCGAGACAUCAGGAGGGAUCAAGAACGUCUUAGCAGAACACAUCACUCUCUACAACAUGGGCGUUGGAGUCAACAUCAAGACGAACAUCGGUCGUGGAGGAUACAUCAAGAACAUCAAGAUCUCCAACGUCUACGUCGAAAACGCAAAGUACGGUAUCAAGAUCGCCGGCGACACUGGAGACCACCCGGACGCGUAUUAUAACCCGAACGCUCUUCCGGUCGUUAAGGGGAUACAUAUCAAGAACGUCUGGGGAGUUAACGUUCAAAACGCUGGCUCCAUUCAAGGCCUUAAAGGCUCACCUUUUACAGGGAUAUGUUUGAGUGAGAUUAAUCUGCAUGGAAGCUUGAAUUCGUAUCGGACGUGGAAGUGUUCCGAUGUUAUUGGAACUUCACUCAAGGUCAGUCCUUGGCCGUGUUCGGAGCUCAGAACUACCGGCAGGUCUUAUUCGUGCUCUUCCACUUUCUGA
This is a messenger RNA of Microthlaspi erraticum, 1344 nucleotides long. The record is from the annotation of a GenBank genome assembly. Lineage: Eukaryota; Viridiplantae; Streptophyta; Magnoliopsida; Brassicales; Brassicaceae.